Messenger RNA from Antrostomus carolinensis (chuck-will's-widow), 4934 nucleotides. It is a transcript of the gene CLIP1, whose product is annotated as CAP-Gly domain containing linker protein 1. The transcript has 19 exons. Gene Ontology annotation, cellular component: microtubule plus-end; nucleus; cell cortex. NCBI's taxonomy places the organism in Eukaryota, Metazoa, Chordata, Aves, Caprimulgiformes, Caprimulgidae. Gene Ontology annotation, molecular function: microtubule plus-end binding. The record is from RefSeq and is a predicted model, not a curated record. The annotation marks the transcript as partial. Gene Ontology annotation, biological process: cytoplasmic microtubule organization; positive regulation of microtubule polymerization.
GUUGGUGGAACAAAAGCUGGAGUUGUGCGUUUCUUGGGAGAAACGGACUUUGCUAAAGGAGAAUGGUGUGGAGUAGAACUGGAUGAACCUCUGGGAAAGAAUGACGGAGCCGUUGCUGGAACAAGGUAUUUUCAGUGUCAGCCAAAAUAUGGUUUGUUUGCUCCAGUCCACAAAGUCACGAAGAUUGGAUUCCCCUCAACUACACCAGCAAAAGCAAAGACAACUGUGCGGAAAGUGGUUGCGACUCCCACAGCCCUGAAACGUAGUCCAAGCGCAUCUUCCCUGAGCUCUCUCAGUUCUGUGGCAUCUUCAGUAAGCAGCAAGCCAAGCCGUACAGGACUAUUGACAGAAACAUCCUCCCGGUAUGCAAGGAAAAUUUCUGGUACCACAGCCCUGCAGGAGGCACUGAAGGAGAAGCAGCAACACAUUGAACAGCUCCUGGCAGAAAGGGACCUGGAGAGGGCAGAAGUUGCAAAAGCAACCAGUCACGUAGGGGAAAUAGAGCAGGAAUUAGCUCUUGUUCGUGAUGGACAUGAUCGGCAUGUGCUGGAGAUGGAAGCAAAAAUGGACCAGCUACGAGCUAUGGUGGAGGCUGCUGAUAGGGAGAAAGUGGAGCUUCUCAAUCAGCUUGAGGAAGAGAAAAGGAAAGUUGAAGACCUUCAGUUCCUUGUGGAAGAAGAAUCCAUUACCAAAGGAGACCUAGAGCGAAAGAGGCAGAUUUCGGAAGACACAGAAAAUACGCAGACCAAACUGGAGCAUGCCCGCAUUAAGGAGCUUGAACAGAGCCUGCUCUUUGAAAAGACCAAAGCUGACAAACUCCAGAGGGAGUUAGAAGACACUAGGGUGGCCACGGUAUCAGAAAAAUCUCGCAUCAUGGAACUAGAAAGAGAUCUAGCAUUGCGGGUGAAGGAAGUAGCUGAGCUUCGAGGGAGAUUAGAGUCUAGUAAACACAUUGAUGAUGUGGACACUUCUCUUUCACUGUUACAAGAAAUAAGUUCUUUGCAAGAAAGAAUGGCAGCAGUUAGCAAAGAACAUGAGAAUGAGAUGAAUUCACUGAAAGAGAAGUUUGGAAUUAGUGAAGAAGCAUUGCAGAAAGAGAUCAAGUCACUUUCAGCUUCAAAUGAGAGAAUGGCAAAAGAAAAUGAAUCCUUGAAAACUAAGCUUGAUCAUGCCAACAAGGAGAAUUCAGAUGUAAUAGAGCUGUGGAAAUCAAAGCUGGAAUCUGCAAUUGCCUCCCAUCAGCAAGCAAUGGAAGAACUAAAAGCUUCUUUCAGCAAAGGUGUAGGGGCUCAGACAGCAGAAUUUGCAGAGUUAAAGACUCAGAUUGAGAAGAUUAAAUUAGACUAUGAAAAUGAAAUGUCAAAUUUAAAACUGAAGCAGGAAAAUGAAAGAUCUCUUCAUUUAAAAGAGAUUGAAUCACUGAAAGCAAAACUGUUGGCAGUCACAGAGGAGAAAGAGCAAAACCUGGAAAGCCUGAAGACCAAACUGGAAAGUGUGGAAGAUCAGCAUCUAGUAGAAAUGGAAGACACUUUAAACAAAUUACAGGAAGCUGAAAUAAAGGUAAAGGAGCUAGAGGUACUGCAAGUCAAGUACAAUGAACAAACCAAAGUUAUUGAUAGUCUUACACCACAGAUCAAAGCUGCUGAAGAAAAGCUUUUGGACCUUGCUGCACUUCAGAAAGCCAAUUCUGAAGGUAAAUUGGAAAUCCAGAAACUUAGCAAGCAGCUUGAGGCAGCUGAGAAACAAAUUCAGAAUUUAGAGACUGAAAAGGUUGAUGAAAGUAGCAAGGCUAGUAAUCUGGCCAAAGAACUGCAGGGCAAAGAGCAAAAGCUUCUUGACCUUGAGAAAAACUUGAGUGCAGUAAAUCAAGUAAAAGAUUCUUUGGAAAAGGAACUUCAAGUUUUGAAAGAAAAGUUUACUAGUGCAGCUGAUGAAGCAGAAAACGUUCAACAAACUAUGCAAGAAACACUAAAAAAACUAAAGCAAAAAGAAGAGCAGUUUGCACUCAUGUCUUCAGAACUGGAAGAGCUGAAGUCUAGUUUGACUGUGAUGGAGAAGAAAUUGAAGGAGCGAGAAGAGAGAGAACAGCAACUGAUGGAAGCUAAAGCCAAGCUUGAAAAUGAUAUUGCAGAGAUCAUGAAGUCUUCAGGAGACAGCUCUGCCCAGCUUACGAAAAUGAAUGAUGAGCUCCGGUUAAAAGAAAGGCAGUUGGAGCAAAUACAACUUGAGCUUACAAAAGCAAAUGAAAAGGCUGUUCAGCUUCAGAAAAAUGUGGAGCAGACAACACAGAAAGCUGAGCAGAGUCAGCAAGAAACUCUCAAGAUUCAUCAAGCAGAACUGAAAAAUAUGCAGGAUCAACUAACAGACAUGAAAAAGCAGAUCGAGACUAGUCAAAAUCAAUAUCAGGAUCUUCAGGCAAAGUACGAGAAAGAAACUUCUGAGAUGAUUGCUAAACAUGAUGCAGAUAUCAAAGGGUUUAAGCAGAACCUGCUGGAUGCAGAAGAGGCACUGAAAAUUGCGCAAAAGAAAAAUGAUGAGUUAGAAACACAGGCUGAGGAGCUGAAAAAGCAAGCAGAACAGGCCAAAUCCUUAAGCUCUGUGUUAGCAUCAGCCAGAAAAGAGAUUGAACUAAUGUCAGACAAGAUGAGGGGUUUGAUAUCAGAAAAAGAGACUCUGGCACAGGAGGGGAGUACUUUAAAAUUAGAGAGAGACUCCUUGUUAUCAAAACUUGCAGAAUUGGAAUCAAAGAUUUCAUUAAUGCAACAAGACCAAGAAGAACUUUGGACAAUAAAUGAAGAACUUAAUUCAGAAAAUAAAAAAAUCCUAAAGCAGAAGGAAGAAGCUGAGGCCAAAAGCCAGCAGGAAAGCACAGAAAAAAUGGCACUAAUUUCUGAGAAAAGCAAAUUACUCUCUGAAAUAGAGGCAACACAGGCAGAGCUUCUGAAGAUAACUCAAGAAAAUGGUGCUCUCCGGUCUUCAGAGUCAGCCUUGCUCCAACAGUUGAAAGAACUUCAGGGCAACAAAACUGCUAUGGAUGUGAUAUGUCAGAAACAUAUCAAAGAACGGGAAGAACUGCAGCAUUAUCAGAAGAAACUUUUGGAAGAGAAAGAUGCAAUUGUUAAAUACAAAGAUGAUGUUAUUCAGAAGCUGGAAAGUUCUUGUGAGGCCCUGACCAGAGAUCAAAGAGAGCUACUGCAAAAAGUGUCAACUCUGACUGCAGAGAGAAAUUCAGCCCUAGGUAAACACUCAGACCUUGAAAAUACACAUAUAGCCUUAAAAAAUGAAAUGGACAGUCUGCUGCAGUCACAUCGGAGUCUGCAGGCUGAGAAGGAACUUGCUGAGAAAGUCUUUACUGAGAAAAUAAACAAACUGAACGUAGAAAAGGAAUCUGUUCUUCGUAAGUCGUUGCAAUUUAAAAAGCACAAUGAAGUUCUUCUUCAAGAGAAGAAUGAAUUGGAGAACAAAUACGCAGAGCUUCUCGAUGAAAACAAGUCUUCUGCAAAUGCAAUUUCUUAUAUGAAGAGAGAACAUGAACUGGAGGUCUCAGCCAAGAGAGCUCUGGCCCAGGAGAAUACCAUGCUCCAAGAUUCCAUUGAAGCCCUCAAGGAAGAACUAAGUAAGAAGACUCAAGAAAAUCAAGAGCUAAUAGCCUGUAAGCGUGACCUUUCAGAUCUUCUGAAAGAGGCCCAGGAUGCUAAAAGAACAUUAGAAAAUGAACUGGCUGCUGUGUCAGAUGCCAAGCAGGUCCUGUCAUCUUCAUUCACAACCUGUUCCUCUGAUAGGGAAAUGCUGACCAGAGAGAGGACUGAAUUGCAAGAUAAGUGUCAGAAAUUAAAUGCAGAGGUUGAGAUUAUGAAAGAAAACUUAACCAUAGAAAAGGAAGCUAGAAAACUGGACAAGGAAUCAUUUUUGUUGGAACGUAUGGAACUUCAAAGCAACAUCAGCUUCUUGGAGAAGGAGAUAGAAGAACUGAGAGAGAAAAAUAAAGACUCGCUGACUGAGAAAGAACUUUUAGUUCAGGAGAAAGAAAAAUCUGAAACUAAACUGGCAGAAGUAAUUAAAGAAAAUGAAACCCUCUGUGCAGAGACAGAGCAGCUUGCUUCCAGUAUCGAACGACUGAAGAGUGACUUUGCUUCCUUGUCUAAAUCCAAAGCAGAGCUCCAGGACUUGCACAGCUGUGUCUGUGAAAGGCUGGAUGAUCUUCAAAACAGUCAUGAGGUGAUGGAGAAGGAGAGAAUAAAGUUACUUCAGGAAAAUGACAGCCUGCUUGCUGAACAGAGGAGUCUGGUCAUCGUUAAGGAAGAGACACUAAAAGAGAAGGAGAAAUUCUCCAAAGAUUAUUAUAAACUGCACGAGGUAGUAGCACUUUUAGAACAAACUAAUAGUGACCUUUCAGGCAAAUUGCUGGUGUCUCAGGGCAAAAAUGAGGUGCUGCAGGAGGAGAUGAACAAUCUGGCCUUGAAACUAAAAGAAAUUGAGACUCUCCAGGCCCAAACAGUAGCAGAAAAAAUAGAGGCUGCCAAAAUGGCAGAAGAUGUGUUCCAGACUGUGGAGAAGGUGACCAAAGAGAAGGAUGCCAUUCACAAAGAAAAGAUUGAAACUUUGGCCUCUUUGGAGAACUCUAGACAGACAAACGAGAAGCUACAGAAUGAAUUGGACAUGCUUAAACAAAACAACCUGAAAAAUGAAGAGGAACUUAAUAAAUCAAAAGAGCUUCUAAAUCUGGAGAACAAGAAAGUGGAAGAACUUAAGAAAGAAUUCGAAGCGCUGAAGCUGGCAGCAGCUCAGAAGUCCCAGCAGCUUGCAGCUUUGCAAGAGGAGAACGUGAAACUUGCCGAGGAGCUGGGCAGGAGCAGGGACGAAGUCACAAGUCAUCAGAAGCUGGAAGAGGAGAGAUCAGUACUCAAUAACCAGUUAUUAGAGAUGAAAAAGAG